Pelagomonas calceolata is the source of this 1198-nucleotide messenger RNA. The record is from the annotation of a GenBank genome assembly. NCBI's taxonomy places the organism in Eukaryota, Pelagophyceae, Pelagomonadales, Pelagomonadaceae.
CACCUUUAGGCCUGUAGCUCGCCACACGCGGCCGCAGCGAUUCAAGAAGACUGCUUGCGCGCACAAACAGGACCCCUGGGGACCGCCAAACAAAAGUGCGCAAUCGUUGCGACGGCACUGAUGUCAAAAGCAAAAGCACACACAGCAGCCCAAAGCACAGCCCAAAAAAGGAGUGAUUGAUCGGUAAAGGAUGGCGGCGCGCCAGAUCAUCCCACAAACGCACGACCCCUGCGCCCUGUGCCACAAGCCCGCCGCAACAAAGCGCUGCGGCCGCUGCCGCGCCGUCGUCUACUGCAGCCGCGAUUGUCAAGCAACGCACUGGAAGCAAGCGCACAAGCUGACCUGCGGCGCAGCACCACCACCAGCCCCGCCGCGGCCGCAGACGCCGGGCGAGCUCGCCGAGGACUGCGCGCGCCAGCUCGCGGAGCGGGGCUUCGCGGCGCUGGGCCCACUCGUCGACCGCGACCGGAGAAACGCGCUGCGGACGCACGCGCGGCACGAGGUCGAGCGCCUGCUCAAGCUGCCGCUCGCCGCCGCGAACGCCCGCUUCGCGAAGAUCCGGAGCCCCGAGCACCGCCACGCCGUCGCGCUCGACCUCACGCCGGCCGUGCGCGACGUCGUCGGCGAAUUAGCGGUGGCCUACGACGCGUGCCGCGCCGCGUUUGCCGGCGACGAGCCGGAGAUCGUCGAGCUCGGCUGCCUCGUCUCGGACGCGGGCGCCGCGGCACAGCCCUGGCACGCCGACGCCGACGCGAACCGGCCGAACACGCGCCAGCUCGUGCUGCUGGUGAACCUCGACGAGCGCGCCGUCGCGGCGACGGAGCUGCUGCCCGGGACGCACGCGCCCACCUUCCACGCGCACGUGCGCGACGCGUUCGGCGGGCGCCUUCCCGACCCGCCGGGGAUGCCCGCGCUGCGCGCCUACGACGCCGCUGGUGCCGCGGUCCUGUACGACGCGGCGCUGUUCCACCGCGCGCCGGCGAACGACGUCGGCCCGCGCCACGUGUUCUACCUGGGCCUCGUGGGCCGCGGCGCGCACGCGACGCAAGGCGCCACGCGCGGCGCGACGAACGCGCUCCUGCCCGAGCUGGCGGGGACGCUGCUGCGGGACCUCAUCGUCGGCGUGCGCUACCUCGGCGCCGCGAGCGGGUCGCGGCACGUGGGGUUUGCGGACCGCGUGGCGAAGAUUAGAGGGUAA